Dioscorea cayenensis subsp. rotundata (Guinea yam) is the source of this 2181-nucleotide messenger RNA. Its product is annotated as mucin-5AC-like. The transcript has 4 exons. The record is from RefSeq and is a predicted model, not a curated record. Bases 135 to 1991 code for a protein of 618 amino acids. NCBI's taxonomy places the organism in Eukaryota, Viridiplantae, Streptophyta, Magnoliopsida, Dioscoreales, Dioscoreaceae.
UCCUUUCUGCUUUAUCAGGCCUUUUUUUUUUCCUCUUCUUCUACAAAUCUCUACCAUCACCACUUGAUUCCCUCCUCUUUUUUCCUCACAAUGCUAUCUUUCACCACUAUCUUCACACUCAUCAUCUCAUUCUAAUGGCUGCUAGAGGAGUUAUGCCUAUGGCUAAGUGCCUCCUUGUCACCUUCCUCAUCUAUCUUCCCAUUCUUUGUUCUUCAGAGACUUUGGUGGGUUUCUCAUAUGAUGCAAGGAAGGUGAGAGACAUAGAUGCAGCAGUGUAUUCUUUCAUUGAGAGGAACAACAUCCCUCCAUCUCAGUUUAGAAUCUUUGCUUCUAACCAUGGAGCCUUGUUAGAUUCCUUGUCCAACACUGACAUCUCUGUUGAUCUGCUUUUGAGUCAUUCCCAAGCUAAAACACUUCCGAAAUCAAGAUCCUCAAGCCAUCUUCCUCUUGUAAAAAUCACUAGCAUUGUUCUGGCAGGUUUUAGCAAAACAGAUCUCUUUUCACUGUUGCCAACUCUGAACACAUUCCAAUCUACAGUAAAAAACUCUGAUGUGAAAGUCUCAGCAAUGUUUUCACUGCCCUGUCUGGAAUCAUUGAACAAGAGUGAAAAGGAGGAGAUGAGGAGAAUCAUGUGGUUCAUUCAGGAAGUUCAGUCUUUCAUUGUUGUUGAAACUCAAGUUGAUGGAGAACUCAGCAUGGGGGAUAGCUUUGUUGAUCAUGUUAUCCAGAGGGCAGUCACUGCAUGUAAAACUCUCCACCAUCCUGCAAUUCCUUUGGUGUUGAAUGUGAAGAGCUCUGUAGUACCAAGUGGAGUGGAGAUAUCUGAAUUCAGUAAGAGAGUUAUGGAUGCCAUUGAGAAACAUUCUGAGAUUAAAAAGAGGAUAUCUGCUAUCUUUGUUGAGAUCUUGCCAAUUACGGAAGACCUGCAGAAGAGAUUAAGAUGGGAAAAGGAGAUGAUCUUCCCUUCUUCUCACAGACAGCUUUUCAAUUAUGAAAUCCAUGAUACAGUAACUCCUGUGACAAACCCGGCAACAACAUCUCCGAUCACUGUCCCAUCUACAAACCCAUCGCCGGGAGUCAUCACUGUGCCAGCUACCAAUCCUGAUACUGUCCUGCCAACAAAUCCUACGACACCCAUCACUGUACCUUCCACAAAUCCUGAUGCCACUCCAAUCACAGCGCCAGGAAUGAACCCUUUGCCAACUCCAAUAACUAACACACCUUUAGCGCCAAUAACCAAUCCUACCAAUCCUGUCACAUCUCCGACAACAGUGCCUGUGACUACUCCGGUGACAAAUCCUGUAACUACAUAUCCUCCGGCCGGGGGAGUUCCUUCAACAACACCAGUUACUAGUCCUGGUACCGACCCGGUUUCACCAGCAGUUUCAGGACAGACCUGGUGUGUUGCGAAGAGUGGCACAUUGGAUUCGGCACUCCAGACUGCACUGGAUUUUGCUUGUGGAAUUGGUGGUGCUGAUUGCUCGGUGAUUCAGGUGUCAGGUAGCUGCUACAAUCCAAACAGUCUCCAAGCUCAUGCUUCAUAUGCAUUCAAUAGCUAUUACCAGAAGAAUCCGGUGCCAACAAGCUGUGAUUUCGGGGGAACAGCAACCCUUGUCAAUAUUAAUCCAAGUACGGGAACUUGUGUGUACCCAUCAUCAAGCUUGACUUCUGGUGUCAAUCCUGCUUCUACUUUCGGUGGUGCUACUGGAACUGGAACUGGAACUGGAACUGGAACUGGUACUGGUGCCGGUGCUGGUACUGCUACUGGUAUUGGUACUGGUGCUGGUGUUGGUUUUAUUCCUGGUGCUGGUAUUGGUGCUGUUCCUGGUCCUGGAUCAGUGUUGAACACAAACAACAGUGCAGGCUCAAGCACUGUAUUUGGUUCAGACACACCAACAGGAAGCAAUGGUCAUUCAAUCCAUCAUCCUGUUUGCUGGACGCUGUUCCUAUCUGUUGUAGCAACAGCCUGCAUCACUGGUAACAUCUGGUAGUUAUCGUUAGCAUCUAUUGUAAAACUAAUAAAUAGCUUCAUGGUUGUGUAGGGAGUAACUAGGGUUGUCAGUGUGAAUACAAGGUUCAUGACUGUUUUUUUCUGCAUAAAAUUUUGUCUGUAAUCUGUGGAUCAAAGUCCCGAGAUGUAGCACAGUUUAUGAAACUAAGAAGGAAGUUUUAUGUAUGAUU